AACCCAACAAACGCAGCAGAUAACAACCUCUAAAAACCACGCUAGGGUUUUCGAAGGUGUUGUUGAGCUCUCUCGCACACAGUCGAUACAGUGCGCCAUAACCUCGGAGGCUCAGCUACCGCCCCUCUGAGAUCUUGUAGCUCAGAAUCCCAAAAUGGCGAGAGGGUUGAAGAAGCACUUGAAGAGGCUUAAUGCCCCAAAGCAUUGGAUGCUUGACAAACUUGGGGGAGCAUUUGCACCCAAGCCUUCAUCAGGACCUCACAAGUCCAGGGAAUGUUUGCCAUUGAUCCUCAUCUUGCGAAACAGAUUGAAGUAUGCUCUUAAUUACCGUGAGGUUGUUUCUAUUUUGAUGCAACGACAUAUCAUGGUUGAUGGGAAAGUCAGAACUGAUAAAAAAUAUCCUUCAGGUUUCAUGGAUGUUGUAUCAAUCCCCAAAACAAAUGAGAAUUUCCGGCUCCUUUACGAUACCAAGGGCCGGUUCCGUCUCCACUCGAUCAGGGAUGAAGAGGCAAAGUUCAAGCUUUGCAAAGUCCGGUCUGUGCAGUUUGGCCAAAAGGGUAUCCCAUAUUUGAACACCUAUGAUGGGCGAACCAUCCGCUACCCUGAUCCUCUCAUCAAGGCCAACGACACUAUCAAGCUGGACCUGGAGAGCAACAAAAUUGUUGAUUUCAUCAAAUUUGAUGUUGGGAAUGUAGUGAUGGUUACUGGUGGAAGGAACAGAGGUCGUGUUGGAGUUAUUAAGAACAGGGAGAAGCAUAAGGGAACUUUUGAGACAAUUCACGUUCAGGAUGCCACUGGCCAUGAAUUUGCUACUCGAUUGGGCAAUGUGUUCACCAUUGGCAAGGGCACCAAGCCAUGGAUAACUCUUCCCAAGGGUAAAGGUAUCAAGCUGACCAUCCUUGAAGAGGCCAAGAAGAGACUUGCAUCCCAAGCAGCAGCCACAGCUUAAAGAAGUACUUUGUAGCCAUCAAAUAUGUGACUUUGGCAGGUGUUUGUUUUUGUCGUAGCUGGACCUUAUUAUGGAUUUUUAUGCGCCAAAUUUUGCUCUUGCUUACGGUUGGUACUGGUAAAUUAAUUGUUGAAUUAUGAGUUUUAGUACUUUGUUUUCAGGAAAGCUAUUCAUCGGAUUUCCCCGCUA
Humulus lupulus (European hop) is the source of this 1138-nucleotide messenger RNA. RefSeq names its product small ribosomal subunit protein eS4x. Gene Ontology annotation, biological process: translation. Gene Ontology annotation, molecular function: structural constituent of ribosome; RNA binding. The transcript has 5 exons. NCBI's taxonomy places the organism in Eukaryota, Viridiplantae, Streptophyta, Magnoliopsida, Rosales, Cannabaceae. The coding region runs from base 155 to 949 and encodes 264 amino acids. The record is from RefSeq and is a predicted model, not a curated record. Gene Ontology annotation, cellular component: ribosome; cytosolic small ribosomal subunit.